Molecule: messenger RNA, 3353 nt
Organism: Ipomoea nil (Japanese morning glory)
Lineage: Eukaryota; Viridiplantae; Streptophyta; Magnoliopsida; Solanales; Convolvulaceae
Product: putative pentatricopeptide repeat-containing protein At5g59900
Exons: 2
Coding region: 259-2961 (900 amino acids)
Molecular function (GO): protein binding
Source: RefSeq, a predicted model, not a curated record
GCCGCUCCAAAGCACCAGUCCUGUAUAACUGUAUCUUGCUCCUCCCAAAUGUUUGUACAAGCACACAGUCCAUCAAUGCCUUCCUUUCCCUCGCAAAUCGCAAUCUCAUUUCCAACUGCAAUGGCACUGUCUCAGUCAUCAUUAAGUUCAGUCCCAGUCUGAACCCUAACCCUCACGCACGACUCUUCUUGAAUUUCGAGAGGUUUAGAGUUUAGUUAUACUUCAACCCACAAUCUGUAUGCAUUUUUAUACCGGAAGAUGAAGCUUUCCCUUCGGCCGCGCCGGCCCUUAUUGAAUUUGGGACCCGAAAGGAAGUUCAUUUCAAUUGUACGCUCCAACUGUACCUUCAAGAAUGCAGAGCGUAACCACAUUGACGAUGACGAAACUUUCAUAGGAACCCUAAACGGCAUUGUUAGGGGAAGGCAGAGUUGGAAUAUUGCCCUCAAUGAUCCCUUCUUUUCGACCCGACUCAAACCCCGUCACAUCGAGCGGGUGCUUCUUCAUACCCUAGACGACUCCAGGUUAGCUCUGCGCUUCUUCAAUUUUCUGGGGCUUCAUAAGAACUUUCAUCAUUCCACUGCGUCGUUUUGCAUUCUGGUUCAUGCCUUAGUACAGUCCAAUCAUUUCUGGCCUGCUUGUUCGCUCUUGCAGACCCUUCUUCAAAGAGGAUUGAAUCCCAGAUUAGUUUUUGAGGAAUUAUUGAAUUCGUAUAAACGAUUUAAUUUUGUUUCGAGUUUGGGUUUCGAUUUGCUGAUUCAGAGCUAUGUUCAGAAUAGGAAAGUAUUGGAUGCUGUGUUGAUUCUGAGGCUUAUGGGAGAAUGUAGACUAAUGGCUGAGUUUAGGACUUUAGGUGCUGUUUUUGGUGGACUGAUUCGAAUAAGGCGAUACAAUAUAGCUCUCAGUUUGUUUGAUGAGGUAGUGGGUUGGGGUGUCCAGCCUGACUGUUACAUGUCCACAGCUGUGGUUAAGAGUUGGUGUGAGCUGAAGGACUUUGACAAAGCUGAGGAAAUGGUGAAGUGGGUUGAAAGGAGUGGCUGUGAAUUGAAUGUCAACAUGUAUAAUGUAUUGAUUCAUGGGCUUUGCAAGGGUGGGAGAGUACAGGAGGCUGUUGAGGUGAAAAAUUUGUUGGGUUGCAAGGGGUUGAAUGCUGAUGUUGUCACAUACCAAACUCUGGUUUUGGGGCUCUGUAGAGUGGAUCAAUUUGGUGUUGCUCGAAAAUUGAUGGAUGAGAUGUUGGAUUUGGGCUUUAUUCCAAGCAAUGGUGUUCUGUCUACUGUGGUUGAUGGGCUAAGGAGAUUUGGGGAUAUUAUGGCUGCAUUUUCCUUGGUUGAUCAGGUGAUGAAGGUUGGGGCAGUGCCAAGUUUAAUUGUUUAUACUAAUUUAAUGAACUCGUUGUCUAAAGAUGGGAAGUUGGAGGAGGCAGUGUUUCUUUGGGAGAGAAUGAGAGUGAAUGGGCUGUUACCAAAUGGUAUAACUUACUCCGUUAUCAUUGACACUUUGUGCAAAAGUGGGAAAUUGAACGCAGCAGUUGAUGUCUUCAAUGAUAUGCUUGGUUCUGGGGCGGAACCAUCUGUCUAUCCCUAUAACUCGUUGAUCAACGGUUAUUGCAAGGCAGGAAAACCUAAUGCAGGACACUUUGUGCUCAACAAGAUGUUUGAUAAAGGAAUGACUCCAACUGUUGUGACAUAUACAUCAUUGAUAGAUGGAUACUGCAAAGAAGGGGAAGUUCACAUGGCAUUUAGACUUUAUCAUGAGAUGACAGGCAAAGGAAUUUCACCAAAUACGUACACCUUCACUGCACUUAUCUCCGGUCUUUGCCAUGCAAACUUGCUGGAUGAUGCAAGGGAACUGUUUGAUGAGAUGGUGAGAGUAAAUGUCACUCCAAAUGAAGUUACCUAUAAUGUCAUGAUUGAAGGAUACUGUAAAGGGGGAAACACGACUAAGGCCUUUGAAUUGUUCAAUGAGAUGGUGGAGAGGGGUCUUGUCCCUGAUACAUACACCUAUAGGUCUCUGAUAGCUGGUCUUUGCUCUGUAGGUAGAACAUCUGAGGCGGAAAAGUUUGUGGAUGACCUUCAAAAAGAAAAUCAUAAACUAAAUGAGAUGUGCUUCUCUGCCCUUCUUUAUGGUCUUUGCAAGGAGGGAAGACUAAAAGAUGCAUUAAGUGCUAGUAAUGAGAUGGCAGGAAGAGGAAUGAACUUGGACCUCGUAUGUUAUGGUAUACUUAUUUAUGGAGCUCUAAAACAUGAUAAGAAACAGGUAAUAAAUAUAUUGAAGAAGAUGCAUGACCAUGGUCUGAGGCCUGACAAUGUAAUAUAUACCAGUAUGGUCGAUGCAUAUGGGAAAGAUGGUGAUCUUAAAAUGGCAUUAGGCUGUUGGGAUAUAAUGAUGGGUGAAGGGAGCAUUCCUAAUGUUCUGACAUACACAGUGAUGAUAAAUAGUUUGUGUAAGGCUGGGUUAGCUGAUAGAGCAGAGAUCUUGUGCAAAGAGUUGCUAGCUACUGGUUUGAUGCCAAACCAGUUUACUUAUGCUUGCUUCCUUGACCACCUAACAAGAGAAGGAUACAUGGAGAAGGCUAUGCAGCUGCAUAAUGCAAUGCUUAAAGGCUUUCUUGCAAAUGCUGUCACUUAUAAUAUACUUAUUCGCGGCUUCUGUAAAUUGGGUGAAAUUCAUAAAGCUACUGACACAUUAGUUGAAAUGAGAGAUAACGGCAUCUCCCCAGAUUGUAUUAGUUUCUCGACAGUUAUUUAUGAAUUUUGUAGGAGAGGUGAUUUGCCUGGAGCAAUGAGGAUUUGGGAUUCCAUGAUCAGCAGUGGUUUGAAGCCUGAUACGGUGGCUUAUAAUCUUUUGAUAUAUGGUUGUUGCAUUGCUGGAGAACUGGACAAAGCUUUUGAAUUGCGUAAUGACAUGGUGAGAAGAGGUCUAAAUCCCAACAAGAGAACACAGACUUUACUAGUCCAUUGAACUUUUCUAAUGAGUUAUAAGUCAGGUCCAACAGUGUGCUUCAUAGAUAAUCACUCCUUGGAGUUUGAAAUGAUCUUCAGUGAAGAGUUUAGAUCUGCAGCUGCACACCAUUGGUUCAAUGCCUUUUCUUUUUUCUCAAAGGACUGUGAACCAAGAUUUAAGCAUCAUCAAAUGGUAGAUAGUGGACGUUCUUUUCUCUCUAUUGCUCAUUCAAUCUUACUGUGUAAUAUAGAAAUCUCUCAGUAUACUAUAAAAGUAUAGAGGGCUAAGGUGGCAAUGUGUUUGGCUUUCUUGGGAAUUAGAAAACAUUUUUAAAAUCAUUGUUUGUAUCGCAAAUUUCAGAACUGUCCCCCACAGCAAUUCAGUAGCUUAUUCCUUCAUCAGUUUAGCAG